GUUUCUCAUGCUUCGCUUCUCUCGGAUUCUCUUCGGCACAUAUAACCCUUUCCGUUUGUGCACCACAGCAUUUGCUGCAGGGACCGCAGCUUUCGCUGCACGUGUCGCAUCUUGUCCGUUCGUACUGGCUGAGGUGAAGGAGCCGAAUUCCCCUUUGCUCACAAUUACGUCCAACAGUUCAACUUCUGAUAUUUUUUCCCGCUGCGUCCAGUGGCAGUUAGAUGCAAAUCUCAGUCUCGUCCAUCAAUUGCUUCGUGAGUUCGAUGCCAGUGUGUGCAGAUUAAUGGAACUCCUUGCCUCACAAACUCAAUUUCUCAGGUGUUAUACGCCCGAGUCAGAUCCUGAACUAGACGAAGUCAUGAUAAAGAACCGAUCUGACUGGAUCCUUACACUCAAACGUUUGGACAAACUUGAAUUGGCCAUCGAGUCUGGCAUCAGUUUGUUACGCACAUCGGUCGAGACCACUUUUAUGUGCGAGGAUUUGAUAAACGGAAACCUGAAUACUGAGCCAUCCCAUGCUCCUGGCCAACGUCUGUCCCGUCAAGGAAGCGAGAUGUUGCAGUCAGUUGAGUCAGAGUACCGUCGUUUGAAAGGUUUAAGAACCAUCACAACCAAUCGUUGGUCUGUGUUAAUUAGUGAACAUAUUGCAAACUGGGGCCAGCUUGCAAAACAGUAAAAUAAACGCCUAUUUUUAAUCCCCUUUUCCUCCUUUUGGCAACUUCCGCUAAUGAACUGCUUCUUAUUCUUUCAGUCCAUCGAACGAACAGGCUUUGC
Molecule: messenger RNA, 774 nt
Organism: Dicrocoelium dendriticum
Lineage: Eukaryota; Metazoa; Platyhelminthes; Trematoda; Plagiorchiida; Dicrocoeliidae
Source: the annotation of a GenBank genome assembly